GAGGGCGCAGGCAGCGAGCCGGGGAGCUAGCCGAGGCCCGCGCGCCCGCGCCUGCAGCGCCCUCCGCUUGGGAAGAGGGGCUGGUGGCGUUAGCCCAGGCGCCGGCAUCCUCGCCGUGGCAUCCCUAGUUGCCCCGGGCUCCUUCCUUGGGACCUGGCCGCUCUCUGCCUCGCUCUCUGCAUCCCACUUUUCCUGCCCAAUCCUGCCUGCUUCUGCCCCGACCCCCGAGAAUCGGAUUGAGCCCAGGCCCGUGCAGCAGCUGUUGCUCGUGUCGUUGCCUCUCCUCCUGUCUUGGUGCUCUGCUGGGAGCCCUCUAAGGAGCCAGUUCGCGCUGCGGGUUGGGAGGGAGGCGCUCAUCCGGCCGUCCUCCGCCUCCUGCUCCUGCUGCCGCCGCGGGUCCGUGCGCACCCCACACCCCCGCCAGCCGGGCCUCGGGGAUUACUCUGAAUGGAAGCAAAAAAAGGAAUAAAUUUGUGGAGGCAAUGAUAUUUGGAAAAGUAUUACCCUGUGAGGCACAUCUCCAGACUUCGAUUUGGCUGAAGUAACUUCCACCAUAGAGCUGUGGGCAUGCCUGGAAUUGAGAGACCCAGUUAAAAGACGUCCAGUUGCUUCUUGCCUUUUGAAAACUUCUGAAAACCGUCCCUUCGGGAUCCAGAAUUGUACCCAUCUCAACCAAGGCUUUGCUUGAAUGUUUACAUUUUCUGCUUGCUAUCCUACCUAUCACUAUAUAGUAUUCAUCUUGUGUUAAAAUUUAGGAGUGUCAAGGAUUGAGCUUGCUCAGCAAGCCAGCAUGGCUAGGAUGAGCUUUCUUUUAGCAGCUUGCCAGUUGGUACUGGGGUUGCUAAUGACUUCAUUAACUGGGUCUUCCCUACAAAAUAGUGAGUGUCCACAACUUUGUGUGUGUGAAAUUAGGCCCUGGUUCACCCCGCAGUCCACAUACAGAGAAGCCACUACUGUUGAUUGCAAUGACCUCCGCUUAACCAGGAUUCCCAGCAACCUUUCUAGCGAUACUCAAGUGCUUCUCUUACAGAGCAAUAACAUCGCAAAGACCGUGGAUGAGCUCCAGCAGCUUUUCAACUUGACAGAGCUAGACUUCUCCCAAAACAAUUUCACAAAUAUUAAGGAGGUUGGGCUGGCAAACCUGACCCAGCUCACUACUCUACAUUUGGAGGAAAAUCAGAUUACAGAAAUGACUGAUUACUGUUUGCAAGACCUCAGCAACCUUCAAGAGCUCUAUAUCAACCAUAACCAGAUUAGCACUAUUUCUGCUAAUGCUUUUUCAGGCUUAAAAAAUCUUUUAAGGCUCCACUUGAACUCCAAUAAAUUGAAAGUUAUUGAUAGCCGCUGGUUUGAUUCAACACCCAACCUGGAAAUUCUCAUGAUUGGGGAAAACCCCGUGAUUGGAAUUCUGGAUAUGAACUUUAAACCCCUCUCAAAUUUGAGAAGCCUGGUUUUGGCAGGAAUGUAUCUCACUGAUAUUCCUGGAAAUGCUUUGGUGGGCUUGGAUAGCCUGGAAAGCCUGUCUUUUUAUGAUAACAAACUGGUCAAGGUCCCUCAACUUGCCCUGCAAAAGGUUCCAAAUUUAAAAUUCUUAGACCUCAACAAAAAUCCUAUCCACAAAAUCCAAGAAGGGGACUUCAAAAAUAUGCUUCGGCUAAAAGAACUGGGAAUCAACAAUAUGGGGGAACUUGUUUCUGUGGAUCGCUAUGCCCUUGAUAACUUGCCUGAACUCACAAAGUUAGAAGCCACCAAUAACCCCAAAUUAUCUUAUAUCCACCGCUUGGCUUUUCGAAGCGUUCCUGCCCUAGAAAGCUUGAUGUUGAACAAUAAUGCCUUGAAUGCUGUUUACCAAAAAACAGUAGAAUCCCUUCCCAAUCUUCGUGAGAUCAGUAUCCACAGCAACCCCCUGAGGUGUGACUGUGUCAUCCACUGGAUUAACUCCAACAAAACAAACAUCCGCUUCAUGGAGCCUUUGUCUAUGUUCUGUGCCAUGCCACCUGAAUAUAGAGGGCAGCAGGUAAAGGAAGUUUUAAUCCAAGAUUCAAGUGAACAGUGCCUCCCAAUGAUAUCUCAUGACACAUUCCCAAAUCAUUUAAACAUGGAUAUUGGCACAAUGGUUUUCCUAGACUGUCGGGCCAUGGCUGAGCCAGAACCUGAAAUUUACUGGGUAACUCCUCUUGGAAAUAAAAUAACUGUGGAUACACUUUCAGAUAAAUACAGGCUAAGUAGCGAAGGUACGUUAGAAAUAUCUAAUAUACAAAUUGAAGACUCAGGAAGAUACACUUGUGUCGCCCAGAAUGUCGAAGGGGCUGACACGCGUGUAGUGACAAUUAAGGUUAAUGGAACCCUUCUGGAUGGUACCCAGGUGCUGAAAAUAUAUGUCAAGCAGACAGAAUCUCAUUCGAUUUUAGUGUCCUGGAAAGUCAAUUCCAGUGUCAUGACAUCAAACUUAAAAUGGUCAUCUGCCACUAUGAAGAUCGACAAUCCUCACAUAACCUAUACUGCCAGGGUUCCAGUAGAUGUUCAUGAAUACAACCUAACACACCUGCAGCCUUCCACAGAUUACGAAGUGUGUCUCACAGUGUCUAAUAUUCAUCAGCAGACUCAAAAGUCAUGUGUGAAUGUCACAACCAAAAAUGCCGCCUUUGCACUGGACAUUUCUGAUCAAGAAACAAGCACAGCCCUUGCUGCGGUAAUGGGGUCCAUGUUUGCCGUCAUUAGCCUUGCAUCCAUUGCUGUGUACAUUGCCAAAAGAUUUAAGAGAAAAAACUACCACCACUCAUUAAAAAAGUAUAUGCAAAAAACUUCUUCAAUCCCACUAAAUGAGCUGUACCCACCACUCAUUAACCUCUGGGAAGGUGACAGUGAGAAAGACAAAGAUGGUUCUGCAGACACCAAGCCAACCCAGGUUGACACAUCCAGAAGCUAUUACAUGUGGUAACUCAGUGGAUAUUUUGCUUCUGGUAGUAAGGAGCACAAAGACGUUUUUGCUUUAUUCUGCAAAAGUAACAAGUUGAAGACUUUUGUAUUUUUGACUUUGCUAGUUUGUGGCAGAGUGGAGAGGAUGGGUGGAUAUUUCAAAUUUUUUUAGUAUAGCGUAUCGCAAGGGUUUGACACGGCUGGCAGCAUCUCUAGGCUUCCAGUUUGUGUUUGGUUUUUAUUCUUAUCAUUAUUAUGAUUAUUAUUAUUAUUAUAUUAUUAUUAUUAUUAUUUUGUUUUAGUUGUUGUGCUAAACUCAAUAAUGCUGUUCUAACUACAAUGCUCAAUAAAAUGAUUAAUGACAGGUUGGGGUUCCCCUGUGCUUUUACCAAUAGCAUGACCCCUUCUGAAGCCAUCAGUAGAAAGUACAAAGUCCUCCAAAAAGCUAACAUACAGUUGUGAAGCAGCAUUGAACCGUUUGUAGCAAUCUGGUCUACAGACUUUUUAACUCAAGAAGCAAAGGCUAGACUUGUUACCCUCUUUGAAUGAUGUUAGUUGACUGUACUGUAAUGUUGUAUCAACUAAAUUGAAUGUUUGCCUUUGAACAAUGACUUUUCCUUUUUUGUAAUAGUUAAAGAGGUUUAGAACAAGCUAACAGGCAAUAGAAAUAUGUAUAUCAGAUUUUUUAAUGUAACAAUCUACAUGUUAAUUGUUACCUUAUUCUUUUUAUCUUUAGUAGACACUUUUAAAAGGAAAGACAAUUUUGUUGUGUUUAACUCACCAACAUGUGGUGUAUAAUGAAGACAGAACUAUAAUAAAUUAGUUUUGUUCUGAUUUUUUUAGAACACUUGCAAUAAUGUAUCAUUUAUAGUUCUUGCUAGUGGCAGUGGUGAUAUUUUUCACAUCCCUACAACAACCACCAAAAUAAAUCAACUACAGAGUGAUGCUUUUUAAAACUAGGUCCUAAAAGUUUUGAAUUCUUUUUCUAAGAGAAGAAAUAUCUAUUUUAGUGAAGAUAUUUUAAUGAAAAGAAUUUUUAUAUCUUAAAUGUUACUGAUCAGACCUAAUAGAGGGAAGCAUUCUUAUGAACAAAAAGGCAUAUUACUGUAUCCAAUAUAUAACUAAACCUGAUUUGAAAGAAGAUAGAUCAAGGUUUUGUUAAAAUCUGAAUUUUUAGUAGUAUCCACUCUCCAUCAAAGUCUAAAACAUGCAACUAUGCAGUACUCCCAAAUGUAUUGCAUGUUGCUCCCUUUUUCAUGGCUGUCUAUAGGCUUAGACACAUAUUAACCCAUACAUCCAUGUGAAAAAAAUCUGCUGAGACAAGUAAAUAUUACUAAAAACAGAACAAUUUCUGUACAUUUGGCAUUUUUCAGUCAACAAACAUAUAGAGACAGUUUGGUAGAAUUAAGUGUUUACUGGAAAAUAUAUGUGUGAGAUUUAGGACAGAAAAAAGGCUAGAUUUGGGUAGAAGGUCAGUUCCACACAGUGUGUGUGUUGGAGAGGGGUAGAAACAGAAGGUAUAGUGAGAGAAAGGAACCAUUUGAAAAUGCAGAUUAAUAACACAGAGGAAGAAAGAGAAGCUUCUCCAGAUGGCACCUGCUGCAGGGACAUGCCGUCACACCAGGAAUAAGACUGUAAAAAGGGACCAAGACCCAGCAGGUGCCAGCUGAGCAUGACCAAGAAGAAGGGAGCAGAAAGAACAUGCAAGUGAGGUCAGCUGAAAGGAUUUCUUUCUGUACAGUUCCUUGUUUCAUGAAUCAUUUAGAAAAAAAGAUCAUUUUUUCCCCAUUUCUGAGGGGUGGGGGCAGUUCUUUUCAUAAGCUGAAGCAAGUGAGCUAUAGCAGAAAAACGAGUGUCUGAGAUAGUAGCAUCUCUUCCCACAGCCUUCACUUCUUGGUGAAGAAAAUCUCUGCCCAGAGAAGGGAAGAAUUGUAACUUGCCCUGGUCAGACUCUCCUGCCCAUUGAGAACUCUACCACUCUGGGUCCAGCAGCUUUCCAGAUUCCUGUGCAGAGCUCAUUGCUUACAGUUUUCAACAACCUCUGGUGCCUUGGCUUCAAAAAUUCAGCACAAGGGCAGAACCAGGCGGUCAGGAAAGAUUCUACAUUGUUAUUACCAAGUACACAUAGGAAACAGAGAAGUGAAGUUGCUUUGGAUGCAACCUUGGGAGAGUUUCCUUUUGGGGAAAUACUCCAAAAUAUUGUUUUCAAGUAUCUAUAGCGAGUAGUACAUACACCAUCUAACAAAUUCUCUGGGAAAUUCUGCAACAAUGAAGGGAGAGGCACUGAAGCAUUAGGCCUAGAGCAGGGAGGAAAAGGAGGCAUAAUUUAUCCUAUAAAGCAAUGAUUUGAACCUGGCACAUAAUCAGCAUUCAGAUAUUAGUAGAAUAAGUGAAGGAAGACAACCAUUUCUCUAUUCUGGAAAUAUAGUAAGCACCAGGGAAUGUAAGCUGUUUCGGACAACUACCUUUUGCUAGGACAGUUUGGGGGAAAUAAUCCCUUUUAACUUUUCCUCCUCCAAUAAAACAUUUUUGAGCUUA
Messenger RNA from Suricata suricatta (meerkat), 5457 nucleotides. RefSeq names its product leucine rich repeat neuronal 1 (gene LRRN1). The record is from RefSeq and is a predicted model, not a curated record. The transcript is spliced from 3 exons. Bases 791 to 2941 code for a protein of 716 amino acids. Gene Ontology annotation, molecular function: protein binding. NCBI's taxonomy places the organism in Eukaryota, Metazoa, Chordata, Mammalia, Carnivora, Herpestidae.